GAACAAUACAAUCCAAAUAUCCAAUCCUAGCAGGAGCAAGCAGGUUGCUGCAUUUCAUAGUUGCAGUUCAGUGAGGAUUAUGGAAGCAAGGUAGAGCGGGCGGCCUGCCUGCCUGAUGCUGGUAGUACCCUUCCACUCCCUUAAAUCGAACAGCCUAGUAUACAGCGCGGCCGAGUCACUCUCACUCCACCACCCCCGCUUCUCCUCUUGGGAUUUUUAUCUCUAGCGAUUUGAAUAAUUUUCCCUCUUCUCUUCUAUCUUCCUUUCCUUGCUCACGCUUGUUUCAAAUUGGUGACUUUUCUAUUCCCGGAGGGGAGGGUAUAAAAGAGGAGACGAGGGAGAUCGAACCAGGAGAGAUGCCGGUGGCGAGGCCAGAGUCAUCGAAUUCUAGGGUUAUCGCCCACAUUGAUAUGGAUUGUUUUUAUGUUCAAGUUGAGCAGCGGAAGCAACCAAUUUUGCGAGGUCAUCCUACUGCUGUGGUACAAUACAAUUCCUGGAAAGGAGGUGGCCUUAUUGCUGUGAGUUAUGAAGCUCGUAAAUAUGGGGUCAAACGUUCGAUGAGAGGAGAUGAAGCAAAGAAAGUUUGUCCUGAUAUUCAGCUAGUUCAAGUUCCCGUGGCCCGUGGUAAAGCAGACUUGACUGUGUAUCGGAAUGCUGGUUCAGAGGUUGUAUCUGUUCUUUCUAAAAAGGGUCGAUGUGAACGUGCCUCUAUAGAUGAAGUUUAUCUGGACCUUACUGAAGCUGCAGAAACCAUGCUGGCAGAUAAUCCCCCUGAGAGAUUGGAAGUAAUUGGUGAGGAAGCCACUAAGUCUCAUAUAUUGGGGCUUCAUUUGGAUGGAGCUGAUGCCAGGGAUUGUGUGAGGGAAUGGUUUCUAAAGAAGGAUGCUGAUCAUCGUGAUAAGUUGUUGGCUUGUGGAGCUCUCAUUGUUGCAGAACUGAGACUUGAAGUUCUGAAAGAGACUGAAUUUACAUGUUCUGCUGGCAUUGCUCAUAAUAAGAUGCUGGCCAAACUAGCAAGUGGUAUGAACAAGCCCUCUCAGCAAACUAUUGUGCCUCAGUCAUCUGUUGAGAAAUUGCUUGAAUCCUUGCCUGUAAAGAAAAUGAAACAGCUUGGGGGAAAGCUUGGAACCUCUUUGCAAGUUGACCUUGGUGUGAAUACUGUUGGGGAUCUACUGAAGUUUUCAAAUCAAAAGCUGCAAGAACUCUACGGCAUCAAUACUGGCACAUGGUUGUGGAAUAUUGCAAGGGGGGUAUGUGGGCUAGAAGUUGAGGGUCGCCUUCUUCCGAAGAGUCAUGGUUCUGGAAAGACAUUUCCUGGACCUCAGGCUCUUGAAACUAUAUCUUCUGUUAAAAAAUGGCUUCAUGAAUUAUGUGAAGAAUUAAGUGAUCGCCUUCUUUCUGAUCUAAAUCAGAAUAAGCGCAUUGCCCGCACUCUUACCCUGCAUGCAAGUGCAUACAAGAUGAAUGACUCGGAAUCAAUAAAAAAGUUUCCUUCAAAAUCAUGCCCUUUAAGGUAUGGGGUCACAAAGCUUCAAGAAGAUGCCAUGAGUCUCUUCAAUGCUGGGCUAGGUGAAUAUCUUGGAGUUUACCAUGUUGGGAAGCAUCAGGAAUGGGCAAUAACUGGUCUCUCCAUUUCAGCCAGUAAAAUAGUUGUGAUUCCAUCUGGGACACAUUCAAUCAUGAAAUAUUUCUGUAACCAGAAUCAGACUAGCACUCAAUCAAAUAUGUUAAGUGAUGCAUGCACUGAAGACCGUGAAUCAUCAGAUUUGCAUUUGGCUGAUCUGAAGAUAGAUGCCUACAAGAAUGAAGCAGGGACUGAGUGUUGUGCACCAAUUUUGAACACAAGCGGGCCUGAUGCUGAAGAAACAUUAAAACUUGACGAUAAUCAAGCUCCACAUAUCUAUGAAGUGAACCACCAGAGAGCUGGGCUUGCUGAAGAAGCUUUGUUGCAAUGCUUUGGUUGUGAAAAUGACAUGGAAUCCAAAAUAAAUCAACCAAAACUGAACCUAGCUGUACCUAAUAGGAAAUCAGGAAAAGAGAAAAGGAAGAUUGAAAAGGGAUCUUCAUCUAUCUUACAGUUUUUCAGUAGUCAGAGUCAGAGCCUGAGCUCUUGCUCUUCUUCCGAGCAUCCUCAUGGUAUUGGUAGCACUUUUCAAGGGAUCGGAGCAUCUGUCUCAGGAAAAUUGGUCCAAGAAAACCACAGCUCAUCCUUGAGUGGGAGUAGUAAUGGUGAUGGCGGAUGGAGUUACAAGAGUGAGGAGAUUGACCCAACAGUCCUGAAUGAACUUCCGCUUGAAAUUCAGGAAGAAGUACGCGCUUGGCUUCACCCACAGAAACAGCCGCGGAGAAGGGGCUCGGAUAUUCUGCACUACUUCUCGCCGUCUACUAAUAAAUAAUAGUGGUGGUGGUGGUGGUAUAGGUUGUAUCUGCGUUGCAGGCCUUCAUAAUCAAUCUUCUUGGUCGGUACAGUAAGGAAGGAGGCAAAUGGCCAAAUAUAGAAUGCUAUUUUGUUAAGGAGGGGCAAAAGUUGUUGCUGUUGGACUGACUGAAAGGAAUGUGUAAUAUAUAGAAUGUGGUGGGGGUUGUUUGAAACAUGCUGUUACUACUAGAUUUAAUAGAUACAGCAGGCAGAGAUUGCAAGAGGAGAGUGAGGGAGCGAGCAUUCAUCCAUUCAUUCGUAAGUUGAUGCGAAUCUCGUGGAAUUGGAAUUGAGAUCGAGAUCGAGAAGGUGUGUGAAUGUUGAUAUGCUCUUUAACGAAUUUAAUGAAUGGUAUCUUCUCACCUGAUUCUGCCGGGACAGGACAGGGGAGGGAGGAGCCUCAGCCGCAAUGGAAGCAGAUCGAUAGCAAGUCGGUAAUAUACCUUAUGACGCUACUGAAGAGCAGCUUAUUCAAAUAUGCGAGGAGGUUGGCCCGGUUGUUUCCUUCAG
Andrographis paniculata is the source of this 2929-nucleotide messenger RNA. Its product is annotated as DNA polymerase eta. Gene Ontology annotation, biological process: response to radiation; error-prone translesion synthesis. Gene Ontology annotation, cellular component: replication fork; nucleus; site of double-strand break. Gene Ontology annotation, molecular function: damaged DNA binding; DNA-directed DNA polymerase activity. The coding region runs from base 357 to 2396 and encodes 679 amino acids. NCBI's taxonomy places the organism in Eukaryota, Viridiplantae, Streptophyta, Magnoliopsida, Lamiales, Acanthaceae. The transcript is spliced from 17 exons. The record is from RefSeq and is a predicted model, not a curated record.